GAGGCUCGCGCAGGGGAAGAUGGAUUCCGCCGCUGCUGCAGGUGGCUCUGUCCCGGCGGCCGAGGCCGAGCAGCGCCCCCCGCACAUGGCCGCGCUGGUGCUGGCGCGCGGCGGCAGCAAGGGGAUCCCGCUGAAGAACAUCAAGCCCCUGGCCGGGCUGCCGCUCAUCGGCUGGGUGCUGCGCGCGGCAAUCGACUCCGGCGUCUUCCAGAGUGUGUGGGUUUCUACAGACCAUGAUGAAAUUGAGAAAGUGGCAAAGAAAUUUGGUGUAAAAGUCCAUCGCAGAAGCGCUCAAGUAUCUAAAGACACUUCUUCUUCUUUGGAGACCAUCCAAGAGUUUCUUCGUCAUCAUAAUGAGGUUGAUAUUAUAGGACAUAUUCAGGCAACAUCUCCCUGUUUACAUCCUGAUGAUCUUAUUAAAGUGUCAAAAAUGAUCCGAGAGGAUGGCUAUGAUUCUGUAUUCUCCGUUGUGAGACGGCAUCUGUUUAGAUGGAGUGAGAUAAAAAAAGGAGUUAACAAAGUGACAACGCCCCAAAACCUGGAUCCAGCAAAGCGGCCCCGGCGUCAGGAUUGGGAUGGAGAACUGUAUGAAAAUGGGUCAUUUUACUUUGCUAAAAAGGACUUGAUUGAAAAAAACUACUUACAAGGUGGAAAAGUGAUCUACUAUGAAAUGUGUGCUGAAUGCAGCGUGGAUAUAGACAUAGAUAUCGAUUGGCCUAUUGCAGAGCAAAGAGUGCUGAGAUAUGGCUAUUUGGGUAAAGAGAUAAAGCUACUGGUUUGCAGCAUUGAUGGAUGGCUUACCAAUGGUCACAGUUGUUUGUCAGAAGAUCAAAAAGAAAAAAGCUCUGGUGAUGAUAGAGGUGCUGAUGGGAUUUCCUUAUUAAAGAAAAGAGGAGUUGAGGUAUGGCUAAUCUCUGAAGAAGAGUGUUCAAAGACGAUUUCUGCUUUGAAAUUGGAUUGUGAGGUGAAAGUCAGUGUGACCCAUAAACGACAAGUUAUAGAAGACCGGAGAAAUAAAAUGAGUUUAUCCUGGAAAGAAGUGGCUUACUUAGGAUAUGAAGAAUCCGAUGUGGACUGCUUGAGGGAAGCUGGCAUGAGCGGUGUUCCUGCAGAUGCAUGUGCCGCUGCUCAGAAGGCUGCCGGCUAUAUUUGUAAAAGUAAUGGUGGCCAUGGUGCCAUUCAGGAGUUUGCAGAAUACGUAUGUCUGCUAAUGAAAACAGUGAAUUUGUGAAUUUUGCAUUAGGAAAGAAAACUCAAUGAACUGAAGAACUAAUGAGGAAAAACCCAAUUCCCUCCCCCAGGAUAAAUCCACAGAGUUAAAAGGGUAUUGUCAAAAAGUUCAGGUCCCUAUAUUGAUUUAAUUUUAAUAUAAUUAUUAAUAUAAAUGCUUUCAGACAUAUAAGCGAAAAAAGACAUAUAAAGAAAAGGUUUUUGUGUGUGUUUUCAUGAAACAAAAUUGCAGCAUUGUGUUACAGCUUGAGAACCACAAACUAAAACCUGUUGUUCUAUACUGACUGUCCAAACUCAGUGAAAUGCAAAACAUCAGUGGCUUAAAUGGUGAAAGAGAUGUAAUUUUAAAACUCUAGAUCCUCUUUAUGAGCUGGAAUUUUGUUAAUAAGAAAGAGAAGGAAAUUUGUAGUUGGAAAUCUCUUCUUCAUGUCUUUGCUACCUGGGCAUAAAAUGCUGCUGUUCUGAAAGGGCCUGAUCUAAUGUUGUUUAAGCAUUAGAGUGGGCUUUUAGUGACUUCACAAGGUGCAAGGCAAUAGAAAAUCAGUCCCGUAGGGUUUGUUUUGUUCUUAAUCUGCUACGAGUGAGCUUAUUUUAUCUUACAACCAUAUCUCUUCCAGCAUAUGCACAGACUCGUGCUUAUUAGAACUGUGAUUUACAAAAUCAUAACUGCUGCUUUCUCAUACUAUUAAGUAGUGCCUAAUAUACUGUAAAAUGAGUUAAUACGGUAAAAGCUCUUUUAUCUAGCACUUCACCAGCCAGCAAGCUCUAUAAAUUGGCAUUUCUGAUAUGCACUGAAAGUCUGGUGUAUAGUGUGGUUGGUGCAGGGCCAGCAGGGGGAUGGGGUGUGGGAGAGGUUGCGGGGUACACUCUAGGGGGGAGUUUGGGGCAGGGGGUUGGGGUGUAGGAGGGGCUCAUGGUGCUGGAUGCGGGGGGAGGAGGGCGCUCCCCUCCGGCAGCUCCCCAAAAGCAGCUCCCCAUCCCUGCUGUGCUGGCGGAGGCGCAGCCAGAUGGCUCUGCAGGCACACUAGCUCCAUCCCCACUCCCCGAGUGUUGACUGCGCAGCUCCCAGCCCAUUGGCCAGGAACCAUGGCUGGUGGGAGCUGCGGGGGAUGGGGGAGGGGCAGCGCCUGCAGACAGAGGUAGCGUACCUGCUUGGAGAGCCGUCUGGCUGCACCUCCACUAGGAGCAUCAGGGACGGGGAGCUGCCGGAGGUGAGCCCCCCCCCCCCCAUCCAGCACCUCGAGUCCCUCCCAAGUUCCCUUCUGGACCUAAACUCCCUCCCUGAACCCGGGCCCUGCAGCCAUCCCCCUGCGCUACAAACCCCUACCUCUGAGUUAACCAGCAUUUUUAAUUUGCCAGCACCCUCCGUUUCCCGAGCAUGCCAGUUAAAAAAGCUUUUAUUGUAAUGACAUAAAAAUCUUGUGUGAUAGGUUGUAUGUUGCUUAAUACAGACUUUUUGUUGCUUUUGGCUGAAUCCACUAACAUGGCUUAUGAUGUCAGAUGGGUGACCGCAAAAAAAAAUUUUAUUUUUUUUUUUUAAAUCCACUAGACAAUGAAAUAAUGCCUUCUGUGAAGUCUACUCAUUUUACACUAUUUAGGCCUAAUCCAAUUUGGUAUUGUACACCUCCUGCAAGGUAUUGGUUACUCUUGACUCCUAUUGAAUUUUAUUGAGGGUCGAUGCUUUUUACCUCGUGCAGAUCUGGCACUAUGGCUUUGGUCCAGCAAAGCACUUAGAUACAUGCUUAGUUUUAAGCAUGUGAGUAGUUCUAUUGAUUUCGGGAUCGUGCCUUAUAUUGUAAAGCUGAUCUCACUGGGACUACUUACAUGCUUAAAAUUAAUCAUGUUUUCCAAUGCUUUUUGAGCAGGAGGCUAAAUUUGCAGGUAGCUGGAAUGUUUAAGACAGUUCUGUUGCAGAAACUCUGUUUCUUUCUCCAAAGGCUGCACUUUCUCAUUGUGAAUAUUUGUGUCAGAUCACUGAAAGGAGAUGUGUCACAACCUAAGAUUUUCAGUAUAUGAAUGUAAUUGCUGGAAAAACUAUAAUUGGUAUCUUUAUCUCCAUUGGUAUGAAUCGUGGCUUUUUUUAUAUCAUGUUAAUUUAUGGAUGAUUUAUAAAUUGGUUUCCUUUUUGGGGGGGCGGGUUGGGUUUUUUUGUUUUGUUUUAUUUGCCUUAAAAAUGUCUUUGGUAUUGUAUUCAUACCUCCAUGGAUUUGUAAAUGUAAGGAGUUCUUCAAGAACAGCACUUAAAAAUGCAAAUCUGUUUCUGAUCUUCUGUUUAUCAGUGCGUCAAAUUUGACCAUAGAUUAUGCUUAAAAAAAAUCCCACUAAUUUUUAAUAGGAGCUGUGUGUAUAUAACUGAAGGCCAUACUGAACUGUAAAUAGUUUUUAUUAUAACUGUCAAACAACAUGUUAAAUUAUAGUGGUGUCAGUUUUGGGAGUUCAGUACGGAUGUAUUGCCUAUCACCUCCUUUUACUGUUGUUCAGUUAAUAUGGUAUAUCUAAUUAUUUGUUGCUCUUAUUAUUUAUUUACUUUGUUAUAACUGCAUAAUGCUUAAAACUGACUUCCCUCCCCCAAUUUAUUUGUUGUAGGGUUCCUUGUGAUUUUUUUUUUUCCUUAUUGCACUAAUCACUACAAAAUGAUCAUUGAAGUAUUUCUUUGUGGAAAACGUAGAGGUUUUGUAUAAGAUGAAUUACAGGGAUUCUGUCAACAGGUAUAGGAAAAGCUUGACAUAUUUUGGACUAUGCAACCGUCCCUUUGACAGUGUCCCUUUUAACUCAUGUAGUCUCAAUAGUGGUAAAACUGCAGAAUUUGUACCAUUUAUGGUUACGACUCAGCAAGGUACUUAAAAUGAUGCCUCAGUUAAAUUAGUCAUGUGUUUAAUUACCUUGCUUAGUCAGGGUCUAUAUAGUCAUGUUUGAAUAAAUGUUUGUUAUCGAUGGGUAAUUUAAAGCAGGAUGACAGUCACUGUACUAAAUUUGCUUCCUUUCUCCUCUACAUUAGAGACAGCAGACUUUUAUAUAUGAAAUGUUUGAAUACUUGGAGUUACAAAAAGUUAGUACUAUGUAUACGCAAGAAAUCUGGUGUAUCUUUUUGUCUAAUGGGCAGAAAGAAUUGGUAACUGUUAAAUAAAAUGUUCACACUUCUGCCAAAAUACUUUUAUUUUUGUUGAAAAUGUUUUAAUAUGAGCAUCUUGCAUACAACAUACAUAGGACGUUUACGGCAGCAAGGGUUUUCAGAGAAGGUACUUCUAGGGGUAAUUUUAAAAAGCAUUAUGGCUUCUUGGGUGUCUGAUUUAGACUCUUACUCAGAAAAUACUUAAGCACGUGCUUAAAGUUGAUGGGACUGCUCCUAGUGCAUAAAGUUAAGCAUGUGUGUAAGUUGGACUUUAGGUGACCUGGGUUCAAAUGCUUGCUCUGCCACAGGCUUCUUGUGACCUUGGCCAAGUCACUAAACCUCUGUGUGCUUCCAUUCCUCAUCUACAGUUUUCUAAGUAAGGGUAUGUUGUGAGGACAAAUACAUUAAGGAUUGUGAGACUCUUAGGUAUCACAGUAAUGGCAGCCAUGGAAGUAUGUUAGAUUAAUAAUGUUGAGAGAUUUUGUAUAGCCAUUGAACUUUAAAUUAAAUGAGGAAAAUCCCUGAGCAGUUGUUUCUUGUCAUGGAAAUUGUCCAAGGUUUUUAUUGCAAAGUUUCUUUGGGUAGUAGGGUGUAAAGAUGUUUAAAGAAUCUUUGACAAUGUAGACAUCUCAGGUUUCACCAACAAAUAAAAGAUAAGAAACCUCA
Gopherus flavomarginatus (Mexican gopher tortoise) is the source of this 5008-nucleotide messenger RNA. It is a transcript of the gene CMAS, whose product is annotated as cytidine monophosphate N-acetylneuraminic acid synthetase. Gene Ontology annotation, molecular function: N-acylneuraminate cytidylyltransferase activity. NCBI's taxonomy places the organism in Eukaryota, Metazoa, Chordata, Testudines, Testudinidae. The record is from RefSeq and is a predicted model, not a curated record. The transcript is spliced from 8 exons. The coding region runs from base 20 to 1231 and encodes 403 amino acids.